AUGGAGGUUCCGAGUUUGGGACACAAUAUCACGAGUCCGAUGAGUCCAUGCGAGGGUAUGAUCAAGAAUGUGAGCCUAGAGUCGCUUCAGCUGUGCGAGAGAGACGGGAAGUCUCAGGACAGCGGCAUUGUAGAAAUGGAAGAACUUCCUGUCCCACAAAACAUCAAAAUCAGCAACAUCACGUGUGACUCCUUCAAGAUCUGCUGGGACAUGGAUCCCAGGGCCAGAGAGAAGAUCACACACUACUUCAUUGACCUCAACAAAAAAGAGAACAAGAACUCCAACAAGUUCAAACACAAGGACGUGCCUACAAAGCUGGUUGCCAAGGCGGUGCCAUUGCCGAUGACAGUGCGAGGCCAUUGGUUCCUGAGCCCACGGACAGAGUACACGGUUGCUGUGCAGACAGCCUCCAAACAGAGUGACGGGGACUACGCCGUAUCAGAGUGGAGUGACAUCAUCGAGUUCUGCACUGCAGAUUAUUCCACUGUGCAUUUAACUCAACUGCUGCAGAAAGCUGAGGCUAUUGCUGGUAGAAUGCUCAAGUUUUCUGUCUUCUAUCGGAACCAGCACAAAGAGUACUUUGACCACUGCAGAGAGGCACAAGAUGGGCGCAUGCUUCCCUCAGUGAAAGACAACAGUGGCAGUCACGGCUCGCCCAUCAGCGGUAAGCUGGAAGGCAUUUUCUUCAGCUGUAACACUGAGUUUAACACGGGCCAGCCGCCUCAGGACUCACCGUACGGCCGCUAUCGCUUCACCCUGCCUGCCGAGGCCCUCUUCACACCCACCACGCGCCUCUACUUCGGCGACUUCUACUGCAUGUACACGGCGUACCACUACGUCAUACUGGUUCUGGCCCCCCGAGACUCCCCUGGAGACGUGUACUGUCGCGAGCGUUUGCCCGAGCUGGACAUCUCCGACAACCAUUUCCUGACGCGCGUAGAGGACGAGGAAGGCCGGGUGGAGUUUCGGCACGCGCAGGACGUCAUCCUGGAGGUGAUUUUCACCGAUCCCGUGCCGCUGUCGCUCGGCAGCGUGGCAGAGAUCAGCGGCCACCAGCUCAUGAGCCUCUCCACCGUCAACGCCAAGAAAGACCCCAGCUGCAAGACCUGCAACAUCAGUGUCGGACGCUAA
Messenger RNA from Chanos chanos (milkfish), 1131 nucleotides. It is a transcript of the gene phyhipla, whose product is annotated as phytanoyl-CoA 2-hydroxylase interacting protein-like a. The coding region runs from base 1 to 1131 and encodes 376 amino acids. Gene Ontology annotation, molecular function: protein binding. Lineage: Eukaryota; Metazoa; Chordata; Actinopteri; Gonorynchiformes; Chanidae. Gene Ontology annotation, cellular component: cytoplasm. The transcript is spliced from 5 exons. The record is from RefSeq and is a predicted model, not a curated record.